UCCCUCCCUUCUACGUUACGCGAUUCCUUCGAACGUUUAUACGAUUAACGUACGCGUUUCUUUGAAUAAUAUGUAAUAAUGCUAAUUCGAUGUCAUUUCGUCACCGCGUAACACUGUUCACUUGGUAAAAGAUUACGCGGACUGAGGGGACUGAGGAACGGCCUCCGCGGGAAAGAAAGAUGGAGCUAGUGUUUUCCAUACAAUUUUACCGCCUUUACCGGUGUACCGCAUAAACUCAAGUACGCAAAACACGUCCGUCAGAAACAGUGCUAAGGCCAACGUAAUUUAUUUGAUUGAAUUCGGCGUGAAUCCAGAUCGAGAAUGGUUCAUAAAACCGGAGAAACGGCUAAUUCUUUGACGUCACCGGGGGAGGAGAAACUGCAGGUGUACGUUAGAAAACAAGCACAGUGUAAGAAUCUUUCGGAGAAGUUCAUACAGACGAAAAAUAAUUACUCAAAACAAUUCGCUCACAUCUACUCUGCCAGACUUGGUGAGCUGAGAGACGUAUUGAUUCCUCGUGUUCGAGCUAAAUGGGGCAAAGUGCCGAUCGUAAAGUUGGCCGAGUUAGAAAAUUUGGAAGGCGAGGAAUGCGUGUUGAUUGGAACGCUGUACAAACACCAGCUGUGGAAGCCUUCGAUUUUGAGAGAACUGAGCGACGAUCAUCAGCUUAUGUUUCCUUCCUCCAGAUCGGAUUAUUGCUCGGAAGAUGAUCUACCGUUUUUAGAAGAUGAAAUGCUGCGUAUUAAAUUGAUAGGCGAGAAAGUGAACUUGAAAGAGAUAGUCACCGGGGUGGUUUGUGCGAUCUUAGGCAAUGAGAACAGUGAUGGAACGUUCACGGUGAAAGAAUGGUGUUUUCCGGGAUGCGUGGCGAAAGAAUCUUUAAAAGAAUCUACGGCCAAAGGGAAUUUGGUAAUCGUCUCUGGAUUAGACUUGUCUAACAGCCAUAUGAGUUUAGAAGUAUCCCUUUUCGUAGAGUGGCUGUCUGGAAUGGCUGGUGCUGCGACGGUACAAAAAGAUAACACUUCCAUCGUUCGUCUUAUCAUAGCAGGUAAUACUGUAAGUGGAAACGGUACACAAUCGGCAACAGUUGCAGCUGCAAAUAAUGGGGAGAUAUUAAAAACUGUGGAUUCUUUCCUAAGCAAUAUAGCAAUGCAUUGUUUCGUCAGUUUGAUGCCAGGGGAACACGAUCCCACUAAUAUCAUGCUACCUCAAAGGCCACUGCAUCCUUGCCUGCUGCCAAAAUCCACCAGAUUAGAAAGCUUCAAGUGUGUCACGAAUCCAUGGAUUGGAAAAAUCGAGGACAGAGUGAUCGUCGGUACCAGUGGUCAAUCGGUACAAGAUAUAAUUAAAGCAACAGGUGAUACUGUUACUUCGCCACUCGAAUGGCUGGAGAAGACGUUAUUAUGGAGACAUCUGUGCCCGACCGCUCCGGAUACAUUAUUAGCCUGCCCGUAUUACGAACAAGAUCUGUUCAUUAUGAAAGAAUGUCCAGAUAUAUAUUUCGUGGGCAACGCGGAAAAGUUCGAAACGAAACUGUGGAAAGGCGAGGAGAAUCAAACUGUUAGACUGGUGUCCGUCCCAAAUUUCAGUAAUACUCAUACUGCCGCGAUAAUAAACUUGGAGAAUCUGGACGCUCGAUUCGUUUCUUUUCACGGUUAAAACGUCUUUUAUACGCUAUUAUAUUUUUAUACCUGUAUAUAAAAUUUUGAUACAAGUUUGUAUGUACGAAUAAAAUGAUAUUGAUAAAUAGAUAAACGAUCGUGUCAAUAAGGAAUAAUGCACCCGUGUUACAUUGAAAAUGAACGCAAGCAAAAACGUGUUCCAUUACUGCCUGUUUAUUUUCAUUCAAAAUGUGGUGUACAAAAUCUAAGCGCAUAACUUUUAAAUAUAGGUAUGUUCGACUAAAUAUAAAAUAUGUGAUAAGAAAGAAAUUACAUGUAGUAUCACAGAUCUGUUAGAGAAUUAUGAAAUCACAGUGACAUGAGAUUUUGAACAUGUAACUUGUUACUUAAAUAAAUAUGAAUUUAUGCUUUAUAAAUUAUAAAUAAUAAUAAGAACGUAACAGUCAAAAUGCAGGGUACGAAUUACAUGAUUGCCUUCCGUGUCUCGUUUAUUUUCUGCGACGACUAAAACAAACCAAGUGCCAUUAUCCCUUUACAACUUCAACUUCUUACCUGUGUAAUGAUAUGUAAAAAUAUUAAAUGAAGAAUAUGAUCACGCGCGUGUUCAAACGUCACGAGGUAAACUGCUUUUGACUGUUACAUGUGUAUGUGAGAUGCAGAAAUCAUGUAAAGUCGAUUGAA
Ceratina calcarata is the source of this 2303-nucleotide messenger RNA. Its product is annotated as DNA polymerase delta small subunit. Gene Ontology annotation, molecular function: DNA binding. The record is from RefSeq and is a predicted model, not a curated record. NCBI's taxonomy places the organism in Eukaryota, Metazoa, Arthropoda, Insecta, Hymenoptera, Apidae. Gene Ontology annotation, cellular component: delta DNA polymerase complex. Gene Ontology annotation, biological process: DNA replication; DNA strand elongation involved in DNA replication. Bases 322 to 1659 code for a protein of 445 amino acids. The transcript has 5 exons.